AGGAAAACUCCCAGCCAGAGAAGAAAGCUAUCUCGAUUGUUGAUGCAAAUUUCAAAUCUACAAGAGAAGUUGACUUAUAUUGCAAAAAAGCCAAAGAUACUGAAGAAAGAGUGGAAAAAACCACUGUUUAUUACCAAGGAAGGGUUAUUCAUUGUAAGAAAAAAGCCCACCAUAAUUGGUGGGCAGCUCGGUUUGCCGAGAGAGAACUCCAUGACUUAAAGAAAGAAUACGUUUAUAAAAGGAAAAGGUACUUGAUGGUCGAGGAAAACUGCCAGCUAGAUCAAAGGGCUGAUGUGUCACUUGUUGAUGAAGAUUGGAACUAUACAGCAACAGAAAUCUUGAUCUAUAGAAACAGAAUCAAUGAUCUUGAAAUAGAACUUCAAAGAACAUUUCAUUAUUACCAGGAAGAGAUUGUUUCUGUUCAGAAAGAAACCCACAAUAAUUGGUUGGCAGCUUGUACUGCUGAAAGAAGCCUGAAUGACUUGAAGCAAGAAAAUAAAAAGAAAAUGUACCUAUUGGUCGAGGAAAACUGCCAGCUAGAUCAAAGGGCUGAUGUGUCACUUGUGGAUGAAGUCUGCAACUAUACAAAAAAAGAAAUCUUGAUCUAUAGAAAAAGAGUUGAAGAUCUUGAACAAGAAAUGGAUAGAACCAUUCGUAAUUCCCAAAGAUUGUUAUUCCAGGAUAACAUAAAGUAG
Molecule: messenger RNA, 695 nt
Organism: Ochotona princeps (American pika)
Lineage: Eukaryota; Metazoa; Chordata; Mammalia; Lagomorpha; Ochotonidae
Product: cTAGE family member 9-like
Exons: 11
Coding region: 255-695 (146 amino acids)
Biological process (GO): endoplasmic reticulum to Golgi vesicle-mediated transport; protein secretion; vesicle cargo loading
Cellular component (GO): endoplasmic reticulum membrane; endoplasmic reticulum exit site
Source: RefSeq, a predicted model, not a curated record